This is a messenger RNA of Pimephales promelas (fathead minnow), 827 nucleotides long. It is a transcript of the gene sarnp, whose product is annotated as SAP domain containing ribonucleoprotein. Lineage: Eukaryota; Metazoa; Chordata; Actinopteri; Cypriniformes; Leuciscidae. The record is from RefSeq and is a predicted model, not a curated record. Gene Ontology annotation, biological process: poly(A)+ mRNA export from nucleus. Gene Ontology annotation, cellular component: nucleus.
CUUCAACACGUUUAAACCGGAAGGAAGCAGAUUUCAAAAUACAAACCUCUUCAAGAAAAUGGCGGAAGUCGUGGAGCUGCAUAAACUCAAGUUGGCUGAGCUGAAGCUAGAAUGCACGGCUCGAGGGCUGGAGGCCAAAGGAAAUAAAGGAGAUCUGAUUGCCCGGCUGCAGGCUUACCUGGAAGAGCACGAAGAAGUGAAUGAAGAGGAAGUUCUGGGAGUGUUUGGGGAUGGCGAUGGCGAGGCUGAGGAGUCUUUUACCAAAGAAGAGAGCACUGACCAGAAGGAAGAGCUUAGUCCACCUGUAACGGUGGCUGAGAAAAAGCUGGUUAAGAUGAACCCUCCUGCUACAGUUGGUGAGAGGCUUCAGAAGAGAGCGGAGCGCUUCAAUGUCCCGCCGAGUGGGGACACCAAAAAGGCAGCGCGAGCAGCAAGGUUUGGGUUGCCAGAACCUGAACCUUCCAAAGGAACUUCAGCGAAAAUAAGUGUUGACGUUGAGGUAUUAAAGAAGAGAGCAGAACGUUUUGGCAUGAAUGUCUCCUCAGUUUCUAAAAAGGUUGAGGAUGAUGAAAAGCUUAAGAAGAGGAAGGAGAGAUUCGGCAUCGUCACGAGUGCAGCCUCCGCUGGAGCCGAAGAUUCAGAGGCCAAGAAGCGGAAACGUGCUGAGCGGUUUGGAAAUGUAUAGACAAAUGGAUCUGAUCUUUUUUUUUAUUACUUUUUUUAAAAUGAAGAGUUCUUGAUUGAUUUUGUGAUACACAUGUAAUCCCUGUAGUGCUGUUUUUCUUUCUUUCUGCUCUUUACAUUAAAAGUUACCCCGUUCCUUACUA